This is a messenger RNA of Hyaloscypha bicolor E, 1602 nucleotides long. RefSeq lists its product as uncharacterized. The coding region runs from base 1 to 1602 and encodes 533 amino acids. Lineage: Eukaryota; Fungi; Ascomycota; Leotiomycetes; Helotiales; Hyaloscyphaceae. The record is from RefSeq and is a predicted model, not a curated record. The transcript has 3 exons.
AUGGAUGGGCAGCCAAGAACAACGGUUGUGGGCCGCCCAAAGAGCAGCCAAUAUCCACGGUCAAGAAUAACACGGGAUGGGGAGACAGCGAUGAAUGGCCAAAUAAUGGCGGAUGGGAAAUCAGGGUAUGGGGCGGCGGCCAGGGAACAUUGGAAGAGAAGCCCGAGUCCAAGACCGACAAUAGCGGAUGAGGACCUCCUCGAGAACCGCCAGCCUUCAAAUUCCGAUAGCAGUGGCAGGGGAGUUAACCUCGCACCCAACACAAAUGAUACCGGCAAGAAGGAAGUCGCCUGCACGAGAUGCAAGAACUCUUUCCCCAGCAACAACAAACUUCACCAGCACAUUCGUGAAGGAAGUUGCAAGAGUGUGCAGCCCAAAGGCGGGUCUGAUGCCGAGGAUUUCAGACAGCAGCCAAACUCGACGUGGAUUGCAAAUGGAAGGGGGGCAUCAAAGACUGUCAAAGAAAAGGCUGCAAAUGAAGGAGAAGCGGAGAACACAAGUAGCAAUGCCAAGGAAGAACGCUGGGGCGAUUCGAACUCCAAAUGCUCGGAUUUCACCUCCCCAUUCGGGUACAUCCCACCACCGCUGAACUUCCGAAAUAAGACCCGGGAUGUUAGUUCCAAAUUCGACCAACUUGUACAAAAUGGCGCAUUGAACUCAAAAGAAAUCCUGCUUCUCGAAAAAAGUCGUGGCUUGGAGUUCCUUGUACACUUGACACACUUGGAAUCUAUGGCGUCAACGAAAACAUGGAAGACGAUAGCGAAUCAGGUAGACGGCAUCCCGAAAACCGAAAUUGAUCAAGACUAUCCAUAUUGCACUGUUCAUGCUCUCUUAAUCCGAUGGGAAGAUGGGGAUCUUGAUUUCGAUUGGGCGAUAAAUGGACUACGGGAAGUGUUCAAAGAUCAGUUCGGAUUCCAUUUGGUUUCGUCCUUCAAAAUACCCUCGAAUCGACCCUACGAGGCUUUAGAGUCCAAGUUACAAUACUUCAAAGAGGCGCAUUCAUCUAAAAGCCGGCUACUCAUUGUCUAUUACAUUGGCCACGGAUAUCUUGAUCUGCAAAACAGAAUGCAUUGGUGCGCGACAAGUUCUCGUGAUUCCCCGACCCUUGAUUGGUAUGCCCUGCAGGUCGGACUUGAGCGCACGGAAUCCGAUGUUCUGAUCCUCUUGCACGCAUGCUGUUCUGCUGGGGCAUCAAAUCUUUCCCAUGAACCAAAACUGAAUAGGGGAGGCCGAACCGAGAUCAUUGCCGCAUGUAGUUUCAAAUCAACAACCAGUGAUGCAUCCUUCACAAAAACGCUCAUCGGGGAACUUAAGCGUAUGGCUCAGAAUGACUCUAAUUUCGGCGAAUGUAUUUCGGCUACCUUACCGGAUGGCGAUGAUCCUGGAAUCAUGCUAAUUUCCAACGAUAGUUUCUCAACUCCAGUCUACAUCUCGCUCAGCAACGACUUCCGCCAAGCAAGCAUCCCAAUCAAACGAUUCGGUCCGUUGAAGCCACUCCGACGCAUUCGAAGCAGGGACUCCUUCAGGACGUUUUUAAGAGGAGCCAUGGCUGAGGAGGAGCAUGAUGAAGAUGUGCCUGGAUCAGAAGACAUUGAUCCUUAA